AUGGCAGAGACGCCUUCACACAGGCGGCCGCGCACGCGCAGACCGCGCCGCUUCUCCCCUCCCCGUUCCGAUUCCCGCCGGAAGAUGCCCCGUCCCCGCCGGGAGGUUGGACCGGCGGCGGGCGGGACGGGGCGGUGCCGCGGCGGUGCCCGGCUGUGGGCGGUUCGAGGCUCGGGCUCGCCGCCUCCGCCGGCACGUCUCCGACACCCUCGCGAGGUAAGCGCCCGCCGGGAAACCGGGGAGCGGGUGAGGAAGUUGGGCCACCCCGCCCCGCCCCGCCCCUCCCGCUUCCCGGCGGGUCCCGUGGCCCCCGGGCCCCCCGCACCCAGUGCCCCCCGCGCCCCCGACCGGGACCGAGAGCCCGGCGGCGGCUCCUCCCCGGGCCUGUCCACCGCUGCCGCGGGGGGAGCGGGCCGGCCGUGCCCUGUCGCCGGAGGGAGCCGGGGAGGGGGCGCCCAGCGGCGUCCGGCACCAUCCCGGCACCAUCCCGGUACCCUCGCCCUGCCCUGGCGGCGCUGGCCGCGGGAGCUCCUGGCCGGGGAUACGGUCUCCCCGCCAGGCCCUGCCCCAGGAGGGUGUCACGGCGGGGCACUGGGGCGGGUGACACCGGGCCACGCUUGGAGGCCUUCCCUUCCUUUCCCUUCCCGUCCCCCCGAGUUCUGCCUUGGCCGUCAGCCGGGACGGCUCAGGUGCGAGACCCCCGCGCCCUGUCCAGCAGGUGGGCAUCCAUCCUCAGCCCCCUACCGUAAGGACUGGAGGAUGUAG
Messenger RNA from Neopelma chrysocephalum (saffron-crested tyrant-manakin), 765 nucleotides. Its product is annotated as translation initiation factor IF-2-like. Bases 1 to 765 code for a protein of 254 amino acids. The transcript has a single exon. The record is from RefSeq and is a predicted model, not a curated record. Lineage: Eukaryota; Metazoa; Chordata; Aves; Passeriformes; Pipridae.